Messenger RNA from Neodiprion virginianus, 3332 nucleotides. Its product is annotated as lipase maturation factor 2-like. Lineage: Eukaryota; Metazoa; Arthropoda; Insecta; Hymenoptera; Diprionidae. Bases 38 to 1972 code for a protein of 644 amino acids. The transcript is spliced from 10 exons. Gene Ontology annotation, biological process: protein maturation. Gene Ontology annotation, cellular component: endoplasmic reticulum membrane. The record is from RefSeq and is a predicted model, not a curated record.
UGACACGUACGGGUUCGAUAAAAAAAGAAGGAAAACAAUGGGAGAGGUUCGGUAUACCCGCAAUUUAUUCCUGCGAGGUAUAUGCAUCAUUUACUUAUUCGCAUUUCUCAGCUUCUACAUCCAAAUCCCAGGGUUAUAUGGCAACAACGGAGUCUUACCAGCCAAGGCGCAACUCGAUUUGAGGGGUGGUAACACUUUGUCGCAAAGAAUAAAACAGAAGCCAACUUUGCUUUGGCUCGCACCAUACAUAAGCCUAAAUACGGAGUAUAUGCUCGAUGUAUUGGCGAUACUUGGGAUUGUUCUCUCAUUUACUGGAUUUAUAUCGCAAAGGUUUUGCACUGCUCCAGUUUUUGCUGGAUUAUGGUCUCUCUACUACUCUCUCUAUCAAGUUGGACAAACUUUCAUGUCGUUUCAGUGGGAUGUUCUUCUUCUCGAAGCUGGAUUCUUGUGCACUAUUGUUGCACCCUUCUGGUACCCCCGCCGAGGAAAAUCCAGCACUCCAUCUACGGCAUUGACAUUUUGGGCAGUUCGUUGGCUACUCUUUCGAUUGAUGUUUUCCAGCGGUGUUGUAAAGCUAACUUCUGGCUGUCCGACGUGGUGGGGUUUGGAGGCCUUGAACGUGCAUUUUGAGUCACAAUGCAUUCCUACUCCCUUGGCUUGGUAUGCUCAUCAUCUACCGGCAUGGUUUCUUCGCUUAACCACUGUAGGAGCAAACGUUUUCGAGCUCGCAAUACCGUUUCUGUUUUUCUUCCCAAAUAGAAAAGUUCGCAUCACUUCGUUCUACUUGCAAGUAUUUCUGCAAGUGAAUAUUAUCGCUACGGGAAAUUACAAUUUCUUCAAUCUGUUGACGAUCUGCCUCUGUAUAUCUUUAUUGGACGACCAAUUCUUCUACAAGAAGAAAGCAAAAAGCAGUCAAUCCGAUUUCGUUGAUUACUUCUCAACAGUUGUCUGUCUUUUCGUAUACGCUGCUGUGAUAUAUGGAACAUACGUGUACUACAACUUGAAAAUAACCGAAGAUUUUACCAUUGAGUCUAAGAUCGCAUUUACAAAAGAGCAGUUUGAUCGUGCUCUAGCCACUGUGGUUCCGAUCUCUAUUUACAUGGGUUUAGCAUCCCUUGGAUUUGUUGUAGCUGAGGCUGUCACCUAUUCAAUCUUAUCUGUGCAAGGAAUUGGUAGCAAAUUACUCAGUACUUUUACCACCAUUAUUUACACUCUUAAUAUUGUGUACCUGUUUGGCAUUAGUGUUGUGCCGUACGCCACGCUGCAUUCUUCACUCAAUUCUACAGUCCCAAGUCAACUCAAGCAUAUGUAUUCAGACGUAGAUCAUCUGCAUCUGGUUAAUAGUUACGGAUUAUUCCGACGAAUGACAGGAGUGGGAGGAAGACCAGAAGUUAUUAUAGAAGGAAGCAACAGCAUAGACGGACCUUGGCGAGAAUAUGAAUUCUUAUACAAGCCAGGAAAUGUCAAUAAUUCUUUACCUUUUGUUGCACCACAUCAGCCUCGUCUAGAUUGGCAAAUGUGGUUUGCUGCACUAGGAACAUACCAUCAAAACCCAUGGUUAAUGUCAUUAGCCUAUAGACUUUUGUCGGGACAACCGGAAGUACUGGCACUUAUUAAUCAGGCUCAGAAUCCGUUCAGAGACAGCCCGCCUAAAUACAUAAAAGCAAGCCUCUACCACUAUCAUUACACCCCAUGGAGUCAAAGACACAGUUCGACCUGGUGGACCAGGGAGAAGAUUGGCGAAUACUUCCCGAUCUUCAGCAAAGAUCACCCACCACUAUUGGAGUAUUUAUCGAAGAUGAAGAUCAUCCAAGACAAGCCUGAUGAGCAGAGUGUGAACCCGUCUUUGAAAUUAAUUCUAGACAGCCUGAGAGCUGUCGUAGGAAGAGUAGAAGCUAGUCUCCUUUUAUGGAGUGUAUUUACUGCGGGAUGUGCAAUAAUUAUGAGCGGUUAUAAUCGGGUGAAACACUAAAUCAUGUUGAUCAAUUGACCUUGUCUAAUUUGAAAAGUUGUUGAUACUAAUACCGUAUAUCGCAAAAGUCCCAUGUGGAUUCCAGGUCUGAAUAGAAGUAACGAAAUUAGACACUAUUGAAUUGAUGUUAUACACGACACAAUUAUCAUCAUACAAAAGCUGAAAAGACUUCCACAUUUGUUAAUAUCGUAUAAACGGAUAAUUUAGCGUGGAGGCUAUUUACUGUACUUGUUUACAUAGCAGGCAUACUUUUUACAAGAAAAUGUCAACUACCAAAUAACGUUAUGAAAGUGGUGAUUAUUUAGUUAAACACCAUUUGUUAAGGAGAUUAUAUUCUUCUGUUCGACAAUGUAAACUAUACAAUCAUGCAGAUGAUGUACCUAUUUGUUGAAGUUUGGACGGUGUAGUUAUAACGUAAACGGUCUAAAAUGCAGGUGAAAUAUUUUUAGUAAUCCCAACUGGAUAUAAAGUGUCUGUAUCGAGGCUCUCUGAAAUAUGAUUCUUAAAUUUGUACUCAUUUCUACUUAAUUAUUCAUAAUUAAAUUCUGGUUGAAAUCAAUUUUUGAAAAGUUCAUUCCACUUAUAAUUAUGUACGUGAAAUUAAUUUUCUGGCAUUCCUGUGAAUGUCAUUAAAACGCAUUUCAUUACUUCUAAAAUACCAACAAGUAAGAUAUCUACAGGCGAUCCAUAUAGUUGUGCAGACUUGUCUAUGUCUACUAAUUGCGUUAUCUGAUUUCUAUAUAAAAUUAAGUACGUGAUGAUUGGACCACAGAUCCAUUCAUAAUUAAAAAUGACAGAACUAUAAGUCUACAUGGAAGAAUUCAAUCAGUUAUCAGUGAAAUAUCACCGAUCCAUUUGGAUCUGUAUUUUAUGACUUUUUGAAAACUUACAGUGAUUAUUUAUAGAUUUCGUGAACUAAUACUUUGUUAUGAUACUAGUGUUUAUUUUGUAUCUAUUUUUUUUUUUUAAAUUCUGUUUUACAUUGUCUUUCCAAUAUUUUAGUAUAUGUAUGUGUCCAGAAAACAAUGUGAACGUUCGUUCUAGCUCGUCCUAUUUAAUUUACUUUUUACUAUUAUCCCAUAAUCUUUUAAGUAAUAGCUAUUUAUAUGGAUUUUUCUUUCAAUUUAAAUAUUACUCACGAUUAUUACUAACGCGUUGUUAAAAAAAAUAAAAGUACAUCCAAGGAAUUUUUUUGUCUUUUGUACUAUGAAUUUAUUAAUUAUGCAUUUUUCAUUUCAAAUGUGUUCUAUGACUUUGCUUUAUAAAACUGAAAGACUAAAUAAUAAAAAGAUAAAAUAAUCCCAAGUCUUCUAUACGCCUUAUGUAAAUUCGAUAAAAUAAAGAAAAUACCUGAAGUACA